Molecule: messenger RNA, 2285 nt
Organism: Brassica oleracea var. oleracea
Lineage: Eukaryota; Viridiplantae; Streptophyta; Magnoliopsida; Brassicales; Brassicaceae
Product: probable metal-nicotianamine transporter YSL5
Exons: 6
Coding region: 1-2151 (716 amino acids)
Cellular component (GO): membrane
Molecular function (GO): oligopeptide transmembrane transporter activity
Source: RefSeq, a predicted model, not a curated record
AUGAGAAAGGCGUGUCUAAAUCCAGACAGAGUUGUGGAACACGAGUUGCAGGAAGCUGGGUUUAGUCCAGAAUCUGAGAAGGCGACGAAUAAGCAUCAUGAAGAGGAAGAGGAAGAGGAAGAGGAAGAGGAGGAAUCUGUGGAGAAGAUCUUUGAAAGCAGAGAAGUACCUUCUUGGACAAAGCAGCUGACUUUGAGGGCUUUUGUGGUGAGCUUUGUGCUAAGCAUCUUGUUUAGCUUCAUUGUUAUGAAGCUUAACCUCACGACGGGAAUCAUACCGUCGCUCAAUGUCUCAGCUGGUCUUCUGGGUUUCUUCUUUGUCAAGACGUGGACCAAGAUGCUUCAUAGGUCUGGAUACUUGAAACAGCCGUUUACUCGCCAGGAGAACACUGUUAUUCAGACCUGCGUUGUUGCUUCUUCCGGCAUUGCCUUCAGCGGAGGGUUUGGGACAUACCUAUUUGGCAUGAGUGAACGAAUUGCAAAGCAAUCAGGAGACGUUGCUCGUGGCGUCAAGAACCCUUCAUUGGGUUGGAUUAUUGGUUUCCUCUUUGUUGUCAGCUUUCUUGGCCUCUUCUCAGUUGUUCCCCUUAGGAAGAUAAUGGUAAUAGACUUCAAACUAACAUAUCCAAGUGGUACUGCUACUGCUCAUCUUAUCAACAGCUUCCAUACACCUCAAGGAGCCAAGCUAGCCAAGAAACAAGUGAGGGUAUUGGGGAAGUUCUUCUCCUUCAGCUUCUUGUGGAGUUUCUUCCAAUGGUUCUUUACCGGAGGAGAAAAUUGUGGGUUCUCCAACUUCCCUACCUUUGGACUCAAAGCUUAUCAAUACAAGUUCUACUUUGAUUUUUCAGCAACAUAUGUGGGUGUUGGCAUGAUAUGCCCAUACAUAAUCAACAUCUCUGUUCUCUUGGGAGGGAUCCUCUCUUGGGGUAUAAUGUGGCCUCUCAUUGAAACCAAAAAGGGAGAUUGGUUUCCUGCAGAUGUCGAACCUAGCAGCAUGCAUGGUCUCCAGGCUUACAAGGUGUUCAUAGCUGUUGCUAUAAUCCUAGGAGACGGCUUAUACAACUUCUGCAAGGUGCUGAGCCGGACACUAUCAGGACUAUUUGUACAGCUCCGAGGUACUACUACUCCAUCUUUCUCAAGAAGAUCUUUCACAGUCCAAGAAGAAGAAGACCCUCAUGCUUCCCCACAAACCCCAAAAGAAUCAUACGACGACCAACGCCGCACGAGAUUCUUCCUCAAAGACCAAAUCCCCACUUGGUUCGCCGUCGGAGGAUACAUCACCAUCUCCGCAGCAUCAACCGCCAUACUCCCGUACAUGUUCCACCAGCUCAGAUGGUACUACAUCCUCGUCAUCUACAUCUGCGCGCCGGUCCUAGCCUUCUGCAACGCCUACGGAGCCGGACUCACAGACUGGUCCUUGGCCUCAACAUACGGCAAACUCGCCAUAUUCACGAUAGGAGCGUGGGCGGGCUCCGAGCACGGCGGCAUGCUGGCUGGACUAGCUGCGUGCGGCGUCAUGAUGAACAUAGUCUCCACAGCUUCGGACCUCACGCAGGACUUCAAAACAGGAUACCUCACUCUCUCAUCACCCAAGUCAAUGUUUGUAUCCCAAGUGAUUGGCACGGCGAUGGGCUGCGUCGUCUCACCUUGCGUGUUCUGGCUGUUCUACAAGGCCUUCGAGGACUUAGGCAUCCCGAACAGCGAGUACCCCGCCCCGUUCGCUACAGUUUACCGAAGCAUGGCCAAGCUAGGAGUCGAAGGUGUUGCUUCUUUACCAAGAGAGUGUUUAGUUCUUUGCUACGCGUUUUUCAGCGUGGCGAUUCUUGUGAACAUAGUGAAGGAUAGUUUGCCGAGCAGGUGGGGGAGGUUCGUGCCGCUGCCGAUGGCGAUGGCGAUACCAUUUUUCUUGGGGCCGUACUUUGCGAUUGACAUGUGCGUGGGGAGUUUGGUGCUUUUCGUUUGGGAGAGGGUGGAUGCGGCCAAGGCUGAGGCGUUUGGGACUGCGGUGGCGUCUGGAUUGAUAUGUGGAGAUGGGAUUUGGUCGUUUCCGAGCUCGGUGUUGGCUAUAGCUGGUGUGAAUCCUCCUGUUUGUAUGAAGUUUCUCUCUGCUGCGACUAAUUCGAGAGUCGAUAGCUUUCUGAAAAGAUCGUGAAGCUCAUAAGGCAUUGGUAAAGUGUAUUGUUGUAUAGAUCAUAGAUGUGGAGGAGUUUGUUUGGAUUUGUAAUUGCACAAUACAUGCUUUAUAAACAGCUGUUUUUAAAUCACAAAAAGACACAAACUUGCAAA